GAAGAAGAGAGCAUUAGUAACUUUCCAGCAUUAAAAAAUGUUGGUCGCUUGCCUAAGGAUGGAGUUCUUGGAACUGCAAGUGCUCCUAUUCACAUGGUAACAGCAGAUACUAGUAGUUUUAAAGAACAAUUGUGGCGGACUGUCCGGAUAGUUGUCUUGGGAUUCCUUGUAAUAUCUGGUGUUGGAGCACUGAUUGAGGAUAGGGGAAUUAGUAAAGGUCAAGGGCUUGGACUAAAUGAAGAGGUACAACCAAGUAUGGAUUCUAGCACAAAAUUUAAUGAUGUAAAAGGUGUUGAUGAGGCUAAAGCUGAAUUAGAGGAAAUUGUGCAUUACCUUCGUGAUCCCAAGCGUUUCACCCGUCUAGGUGGCAAACUUCCGAAAGGUGUCUUGCUUGUUGGCCCCCCAGGUACAGGUAAGACCAUGUUGGCACGAGCCAUUGCUGGAGAAGCUGCUGUGCCCUUCUUCUCAUGCAGUGGCAGUGAGUUCGAAGAGAUGUUUGUGGGUGUUGGAGCAAGAAGGGUGAGGGAUCUUUUCACUGCAGCAAAGAAACGAUCCCCAUGUAUAAUCUUCAUUGAUGAAAUUGAUGCAAUUGGCGGCAGCCGCAAUCCCAAAGACCAACAGUAUAUGAAGAUGACCUUGAAUCAGUUGCUUGUUGAGCUGGAUGGCUUUAAGCAGAACGAAGGCAUUAUUGUGAUUGCUGCAACAAAUUUCCCAGAGUCAUUGGACAAAGCACUUGUGAGACCUGGACGCUUUGAUCGUCAUAUUGUCGUUCCUAAUCCUGAUGUUGAAGGCCGCCGGCAGAUUAUGGAGUCUCACAUGUCUAAGGUAUUGAAGGCAGACGAUGUCGAUCUGAUGAUCAUUGCCAGAGGAACUCCAGGUUUCUCAGGUGCAGACCUCGCAAACCUGGUUAACAUUGCUGCUCUCAAAGCUGCUAUGGAUGGGGCAAAAGCUGUGAGCAUGGCUGAUCUAGAAUAUGCAAAAGACAAAAUAAUGAUGGGCAGUGAGCGCAAAUCAGCUGUAAUUUCAGAGGAAUCAAGGAGACUGACCGCAUACCAUGAAGGUGGUCAUGCUCUUGUUGCGAUACACACUGAUGGCGCUCUCCCCGUCCACAAGGCCACUAUUGUCCCUCGGGGGAUGUCCCUGGGCAUGGUUGCCCAGCUCCCAGACAAGGAUGAGACCAGCAUUUCAAGGAGGCAAAUGCUUGCAAGGCUGGAUGUGUGCAUGGGAGGCCGUGUUGCUGAAGAGCUCAUCUUCGGUGAGAACGAAGUGACAUCCGGUGCUUCAUCUGACAUCCAGCAAGCAACUACCCUAGCAAGGGCAAUGGUGACGAAAUACGGAAUGAGCAAGGAGGUCGGUAUUGUCUCCCACAACUACGAUGACAACGGAAAAAGCAUGAGCACUGAAACCAGGCUUCAAAUCGAGAAGGAAGUGAGGGAGUUCUUGGAAAAAGCAUACAACAACUCAAGAACAAUCCUCACAACACACAAUAAAGAGUUGCAUGCGCUUGCUAAUGCGCUGCUCGAGCACGAGACUCUCACAGGUGCCCAAAUCAGGAAUUUGCUCGCACAGGUGAGUAAUAAUCAGCAGCAGCAGCAGCAGCAGCCGGCAGUGGCAACAGCACCUCAAACAACCACUCCAAUGCCACCCUCUGCAGCAGCAUCAGCUGCGGCAGCAGCCGCAGCUGCCGCGGCCUCAGCAGCUGCCAAAGCGAAAGGAGUUGCACAACCGGUUGUUGGUUCUUAACACAUCGACAAAACAUUAUAUGAUAUCAAUUCAUGUAUAGUUGUGACUUCUGCAGCAUUCUGACCAUAUCCUGAAACGAAGUCAAUUGUGCUAAUUUGCUGCCAUUUUGAUUCCUGUUGUGUAAACUGGACAUAUGCUUAUGUUCUGCGGCAUGCUUGUAUGGGAACUCAUCGAAAUAUAAAGCCAUGGCAGGCUGAAAAACUAUCUCGAGUUUUGAAAUUA
Molecule: messenger RNA, 1965 nt
Organism: Dioscorea cayenensis subsp. rotundata (Guinea yam)
Lineage: Eukaryota; Viridiplantae; Streptophyta; Magnoliopsida; Dioscoreales; Dioscoreaceae
Product: ATP-dependent zinc metalloprotease FTSH 5, mitochondrial-like
Biological process (GO): proteolysis
Cellular component (GO): chloroplast thylakoid; membrane
Molecular function (GO): metalloendopeptidase activity; ATP-dependent peptidase activity; ATP binding
Source: RefSeq, a predicted model, not a curated record